AUGGAAGCUAUUGAUGAUUACGCUAACGAGAACAUCGCUCGCUCCGUCGCUUAUACCGCCCUUGAUCACAGACAGCAACAUCACUAUCUAGGCCUAUUACCAAUCUCCUCACAGCUUUUACGUCAACGCGUUCGUCUCCUGGGACCAAGCGAGAAUAAUCCAGAAGAGUGGGACAAGGUCGUUCAGUGGCAAGAAGAUAACUGCCCUAGUAUGAUUGAAUCUCUUUGGUCAAAUCAAGGAUCUGUGGCCGAUGAGCUCUACCAAAAGCCAGUCUACUACAAGCGUAUGGAUGCUAAUACCCUGCAUGCGAUCAUCGAGUUUGCCGAGAAGGAUUCUCAUCAUUUUGUGGUGAUUUUGUUGCUGGAAGAAGGUCUUGGAGAUAUUUCUGACAUCAAGUACUACAACACAAAAGAGUUGACAGAGGAAGAAUGGCUGGAUAUAUUCACAAAUUGGUCAAGAACGAUUGAGGAUGCUGAGAGAAUCUUUUUGACAAAGGUGACAAGGAACAAAAAGACGUUUACUGCCAGAACACCCGAUAGUGCCAAAGAGAACAAAGAAGCGCCAGAGGAUUAUUGGGGCGAUUGGUCGUCCGAUGAAGGCUCAUGUCGCAGUCAAAGAUCAGGCAAUCCUCGUCGACCUCAUCCCCUUAGCGCUGAUUUGAGAGACUCGGAUGAUUCAGAAGAUGAAUAUUACACAAGAUGGAGCAAAGAUCCUGGAACUCUAACUCCCGGCCCAGGUGAUGCAGAAGAAGAAGGACCAAGUCAAUCUAGAACAAGCGGACGUAUCUUACAGCCUUUGAGCGCACUGAACGAUGAACGCAACCAGGAGGAAAUAGACGAAGAAUAUGACCAAUCUUACAACCCCUUAUUUACCGUCCCCAGUGUGCCCAACUUGAUGGACGCUCAUACUGCUGCUCUAUCAGAGCUGACACAAAUGCUUCAAACAUCUCUCCCUCAACAACGUAACAACAAUGCUAAUCGUCCUUUUGUGCAACCAAUGACUCAAAUCAAUCCCCUCCCCAAAGCAGUUUCCCGGUUGAGAUCAGGCAUAGAAGAUGUGAGUAUUGGCGAAGAAGAAGACAGCAGCGACGCCCAUGAUACCAACAACAAAUUUCCUGGUGCUUAUCCCGAGUCAGGCACUCAAUCACCUGCACGUAAACCAUGCAACACACAAGAAGUCAACAAGGAAGCUGGAAGAGGGUUGUUUAUGAAGAGCCUAAGUGCACUGAUUGGCGCUGCACGUUUGUUGGGAUAUGAAGGAAAGGACAUUUUGGAGAUGGUGGAAGAGAUUGUGAAUCGUUCCUAG
This is a messenger RNA of Mucor velutinosus, 1305 nucleotides long. RefSeq lists its product as uncharacterized. The transcript is spliced from 2 exons. The record is from RefSeq and is a predicted model, not a curated record. NCBI's taxonomy places the organism in Eukaryota, Fungi, Mucoromycota, Mucoromycetes, Mucorales, Mucoraceae. The coding region runs from base 1 to 1305 and encodes 434 amino acids.